Messenger RNA from Leopardus geoffroyi (Geoffroy's cat), 5740 nucleotides. It is a transcript of the gene HOOK1, whose product is annotated as hook microtubule tethering protein 1. The coding region runs from base 204 to 2390 and encodes 728 amino acids. Gene Ontology annotation, cellular component: centrosome; cytoplasm. NCBI's taxonomy places the organism in Eukaryota, Metazoa, Chordata, Mammalia, Carnivora, Felidae. The transcript is spliced from 22 exons. Gene Ontology annotation, molecular function: dynein light intermediate chain binding; microtubule binding. Gene Ontology annotation, biological process: cytoplasmic microtubule organization; cytoskeleton-dependent intracellular transport. The record is from RefSeq and is a predicted model, not a curated record.
CGGGGACGGGGGCGGUGGCGAGGAGGGGGUUACGCCGGCGACGUCGGCCGCGCGAGGCUUCGCGCGUGAGCCGCGCGGGCGCUGGGCCUGGCUACCGAGCUUUCCCGGCCGGCGAGCAGGUCGUCGACGCCGGCUCCUGGCGGAGCGCGGGGAGGAGGGAGGUGUCGGUGCCAGCGGCGGCGUAGUCGACGGCGGCCCCGGCCAUGGAAGAGACGCAGCCGCUUCCGCAGUCCGAGCUGCCGUUAUGCGACAGCCUCAUCAUCUGGCUGCAGACAUUCAAUACUGCCGCACCUUGUCAAGAUGUCAAACAGCUGACUAAUGGAGUUGCCAUGGCACAAGUUCUUCAUCAAAUAGAUGUAGCUUGGUUCGAUGAAUCUUGGUUAAGCCGAAUUAAAGAAGAUACGGGUGACAACUGGAGAAUAAAGGCUAGUAAUUUAAAGAAGGUACUUCAAGGAAUUAUGAGUUAUUACAAUGAGUUUUUGGGGCAGCAGAUUUCUGAAGAACUCAUCCCUGAUUUGAACCAAAUAACUGAAUGUUCAGAUUCUGUGGAGCUAGGGAGGUUGCUCCAGCUUAUUUUAGGUUGUGCCGUCAAUUGUGAAAAGAAGCAAGAACAUAUUCAAAAUAUAAUGACAUUGGAAGAGUCUGUUCAACAUGUGGUCAUGACUGCUAUUCAAGAGUUGAUGAGUAAAGAAAUAGUGAGCUGUCCCACAAAUGAUGCUGUCGGAGAAUUAGAGCAACAGCUUAAAAGGGCCUUGGAAGAACUUCAAGAAGCACUAGCGGAAAAGGAAGAACUGAGGCAAAGGUGCCAAGAACUGGAUAUGCAGGUGACUGCACUUCAAGAUGAAAAGAACUCAUUAGUUUCUGAGAAUGAGAUGAUGAAUGAAAAACUUGACCAGUUGGAUGGAUCUUUUGAUGAUCCAAAUACAAUGGUUGCAAAAAAGUAUUUUCAUGCACAGUUACAACUAGAACAAUUACAGGAAGAAAAUUUCAGGCUUGAAGCUGCAAAAGAUGAUUAUCGUGUUCACUGUGAAGAACUUGAAAAGCAACUAAUUGAAUUUCAACAUAGGAAUGAUGAACUGACUAGUCUUGCUGAAGAAACAAGAGCCCUGAAAGAUGAAAUAGAUGUUCUUAGGGCUACCUCUGAUAAAGCUAAUAAACUAGAAUCAACGGUCGAGAUGUAUCGUCAGAAAUUACAAGAUCUGAAUGACCUUCGCAAGCAGGUGAAAACUUUACAAGAAACAAACAUGAUGUAUAUGCAUAACACCGUCAGCUUAGAAGAAGAAUUAAAGAAGGCAAAUGCAGCACGUACACAAUUAGAAACGUACAAGAGGCAGGUUCAAGAUCUUCACAAUAAACUUUCCUCUGAAUCCAAAAGGGCAGAUACACUAGCAUUUGAAAUGAAGCGGCUUGAAGAAAAACACGAAGCUUUACUUAAGGAAAAAGAGAGACUAAUAGAACAACGUGAUACUCUGAAAGAAACGAAUGAAGAACUUCGAUGUUCACAAGUACAACAAGAUCAUCUAAACCAAACAGAUGCGUCUGCUACAAAAAGUUUUGAGAAUCUUGCUGCUGAGAUUAUGCCUGUGGAAUACAGGGAAGUAUUUAUUCGACUGCAACAUGAAAAUAAGAUGCUUCGCUUACAACAGGAAGGUACUGAGAAUGAACGUAUUGAGGAACUCCAGGAACAGCUAGAACAGAAGCACCGCAAGAUGAAUGAACUGGAAACCGAGCAAAGGCUGAGCAAAGAGCGCAUCCGAGAAUUACAGCAGCAGAUUGAGGACCUCCAGAAAUCUUUACAGGAACAAGGCUCCAAGUCUGAAGGAGAAAGUUCCAGCAAACUAAAGCAGAAGUUGGAAGCUCAUAUGGAAAAACUAACUGAGGUCCAGGAAGAAUUACAGAAGAAACAAGAACUCAUUGAAGAUCUUCAGCCAGAUGUAAGCCAGAAUGUGCAGAAGAUCAAUGAACUUGAAGCUGCUCUUCAGAAGAAAGAUGAAGAUAUGAAAGCAAUGGAGGAAAGAUACAAAAUGUACUUGGAGAAAGCAAGGAAUGUAAUAAAAACUUUAGAUCCCAAACUAAAUCCAGCAUCAGCUGAAAUAAUGCUACUUAGAAAGCAGUUGGCAGAGAAAGAGAGAAGAAUUGAGAUUCUGGAGAGUGAAUGUAAAGUAGCAAAAUUCCGUGAUUAUGAAGAAAAACUCAUUGUUUCUGCCUGGUACAAUAAGAGUCUAGCGUUCCAGAAGCUGGGGAUGGAAUCUAGGCUCGUGAGCGGCAGUGGUGCAUGCAAAGACCCUGGUGCAUGCGCUCCCGCACGGUCUUUCCUGGCACAGCAACGGCACAUCACCAACACCAGAAGAAAUCUCUCUGUUAAAGUUCCUGCUUCAACACCUGAUUAAACUACAGAAGAAAACAUAAACAGAAGUGCCCUUAAAAUAUUUUGUAUCCUUCAAUUAACUGCCAGAUUGAAAAAGAAAUUUAUGACGCUGGAUAUCAGCUAUUUUAAAAUUAACAUGCACAAAAUUAAUUUUGUCAGCUGACUUGGAAAGCAAAAUAUAGAGUCAGCUAUUUCUCUAAGGGAGUAUAUUUGAGUAAUUGGAAGAUGUAAUUAGGCACACAUCUCAAACUUUUGUCUUCUGAGAGUGUUAUAAUUUCAAAUUGACUUUGUAUAUUUUAAUGUUUUCACUUGUACCAGUAACUUGGUUAAUUUGCAAUGUAUAAUCAGUAAUAAGUAAUUUACAAAUAUAUCUAUAUUUGCUUUAUUGCGUGGUUCCAUAUAAAAAUAGUCUUGAGUAGGUGCAUGGAGAACUAUACAAGAGUUACGCUUUUUGACUCGAUGCAUAGAAGGUUUUACCUCUAUCCUCAAAUCUGUCAUCAGAUGGGUCUCUUUUAUCAUGUGAUGGAUGUUAUAAUAUUUGGAAGAUUGACAUUGAAAUGACUUUUUGCCAUAGUAAAAGUGACUAACUGGAGAUUUUGCAGAUUCAGGAAACUUCCUAGUUCUCAUAUGUACCUACUAUAAACAAGGGCUUCUGUACAGCAUGGUUGAAAUGUUAAGGAUAUGGAAAUAAGCUGACUUUUAUAAGUGAUUUUUCUGAUGGGAAAUAAGGCAAAAAAUAUAAUUUGUGUGAAACGUCCACACAUGUUUUAAUAUAAUGAUCAUAAUUAUUGUUUUUAAGCAUAAAAUUAUCAGGGCAUUUACUAAAAAACAUGCCAUAAUAGUUUUUCCUCUUCACUGCAAAGAGAUGGUGUGGUGAUGGAAUAAUCCGGAAUCAGUUUGAUUUUGUUUACGAGUUAAAGAAUCUGUCUGGGACUGAGUUUAUGGUAUUCAGUUCACUUCUAUCCAAAGCUUUUAUCUUCAGAGGUGUUAUUUUCUAAUUUUUUUGGCCUUUUUUAGGAGUCACACUUUAGAUCUUGAGUUAAAUCUGUGCUGUCCAGCAUUCUAGCCACAAGCCACAUGUGGCGAUUUAAAUAAGAUUAAUUAAAAUUAAAAAUUCAGUUCCUUGGUCACAUCAGCCACAUUUCAAAUGCUCAACCGCCACAUGUGGCUGAUGGCUCCGGUAUUGGAGAGUGCAGGUAUAAAAAAUUUCCAUCGUUGCGAAAAGUUCUUUCGGACAGUGCUGUGAUCAACCUUAUUUUAGUAACUUGGAAAUACUCUUUGAUAUUAGACCACAAACAUAAAAAGAAGAAAACUGUUAGGAUUCUUUCAGAUAUGAAAAGGAAUUGAAUUGUGGCACAAUUAGCGUUUUGCAUUCCGUAUAGUUGAAUACCUUAGGUUGUGACGUUUGUAGUUCAUCCUUCCAGUGCCGUUCGACAACUGCAUACCUGUCAGCAUAUGUCUGAACUAGGGGUCAGCAAACGUUCUGUAAGAGACAGAUGGUAAACAGUUUAGUAAACGCUGUCGGCUUUUUGAGCCAUAUGAUGUCUCCCAAGUACUGGACUCUGCUGUAAGUGUGAAAACAGCAACCAUAAACAAAUAUGUAAACAAAAUGGGUGUUGUUGCAUUUCAAUAAAAUUUUAUUUACAAAAAACUGGCAGGAGGACGGAUGUGGCCUGCAGGCUGUAGACCCCUGGUCCAGAUUUUAUUUUCAGCCUUUCUUUGCAUAUGUGAGUAUUGUUCCAUUUACAGUAUUAUUCAUUUAGAUACUUGCUUUUUAGAUUAUCUACGAGUACAUUUUUCCUAAUCACUGAAAAUACAAGAAUUUCAUACUGCAUUUAGGUCUCUUAAGAUUAGGGAGCAUCUGUCAGGAUAUAUUGUUUCAUCAGGGUUACUUCUGUUGACUACCUCUUAGAUUUUGAUGGUUUUUAUUGGUGCAAUUAUAUUGUUGGUUUGCUUUUUUGUAUAUUCCUAUAGUCUGCCUGCCUGCAACUUUUAGUGAAAUGAAAUAGCCCUUUGAAAAUAUUUUAGCAUGCUGAUUAAAAUUUUCCAAAUAUUACGGCAUUUUGGUAUAUUUUGGUCAGUGUAGGACAUCUGCUCCUUUGGUGUUUACUAUUUGCUCAUAAUUGAGAUUUUACAAGUUCUUCAAGCUCCCUUUUAUUGGAAUUUGUUGUAAAACAUCAAUUUCAAUAAUUUAGUAUUUUCACAGUCAAUUGCUCAUAAAUUUUCAAUUAUUAUAUUUGGAAUUUCUAAAUAAUUUAUGCAAUUUCUGAAUAAGGACAGAAAGCUAGAUUCUUUUUUAAUAGAGAAAAAGCAAAUUUUGUGAUUUAUCACUUUUCUAGUUGAUAAGUAGAAUUUAAAAUGCUUGAUACAGGAGUAUUUAUACAAGACUAAUGUAAAGUUCUGUAUUAUUGUGAUUAACCUUAUGGAAAUUCAGGAACUGAUCAGAAGUGAGAUUAUUUUCCACAUCUGGUUAAUGUAGUGAGAUUGACACCCUGUGGGUGGUACAGCAUUAUAAAUAUUCAUCACGAACUAUGAUUUAUGUCUGUGUUUUGAGGCUUGAGUGCAUAUGCCAGGGAAGAGAAAGCCAGCAUCUGUCUGUAUGGUAAGGUCUUGAAUGCCCCACUGAUAAAGUACAACCCCAGACCAGUUUGGAAGCGAUCUUUAAUUUUGAGCAUUUGCUCUAAGGUUAAUAUUCCUUUCUCUUUUUAAGUUAAAAGUGUGUAUACAUAUGACAAUGAUCACUUAAUGUAUUGAGAAAUAUUUGAAGUUUAUUCUGUUUUUUUUUUUCUUUUUCGGUGAAUCGGGCUGUUGAACUCUUAUGAUUUAGUAUAGAUUAAGAAUUAAUGUCUUAUCUAGAAACACAAAACUGAGUAUCCCUCAUUAGGAUGUCAUCAUCUGAUAACUGGAUUGCUAAUUUGAAUGUUAGAUAAUGCUUCUACAUCUACACCUGUUUCUGUAUAGUGGCACAUUGGGCUCUAUGGGGUGGCUUUUAGGCCACAGUACUAUGUUAGGUUCUCUAUAGGCAUAUUUAAUGAGAAACAUUCCUAUGUAAAAAUGUGUGUGUAUGGCUGUAUGCAUACAUUCCUGUUGUGAACCUGUACAUUACAAAGAAGUAGCUUGGGAAUUUGUAAAGCACAGCCAUUAAAGAAAAUAGUGUGCAGUUAUUAAACUUGAUGUAGCUUAAAUGUUACAUUUAGUUUAUAAAGGUUCUUUCUAUUUUCUAUGGCAAAAGACUUUGACACUUGAAAAAUAGAAGCAAUACUUGAUUUAUUUUUGUAAGUAUUUAGGAUAUUAUUUUAAAUAAAUGAUUGUCCAAUAACAAUAUAAUAGUUGUGAAACCUUUUAAAUAAACUUUCUGAUUUCUGUGUCUGA